AUGGAUGACUCUGAUGAAGAACUCAACCGUAUAUCAAUCGAAGCAUCCAAGGCGCCCAUCUCUACCCAGUUACUAGGCGCCCGACCUACAAUUGGAUCCAAAGUCGGCGAGUGGUUCGUCGACCGUUCGAAAUACAUCCCUCUUCGACUCACGUAUGGCGAGCGCAAGUACCUAUGCCUCCUCGACGCUGCACUUCAGAAUCGAAGCACUCAAGUGCUACCGAUCGUCCAUCUCCUCUCUCUCGUUCUCGUUCUCCUCCUUGUCUUCUUCCCUUCUCCUGCUCUCGUCCUUGGGCUCACGGCUCAGGCUUGA
Messenger RNA from Suillus plorans, 312 nucleotides. RefSeq lists its product as uncharacterized. The transcript has 2 exons. Bases 1 to 312 code for a protein of 103 amino acids. The record is from RefSeq and is a predicted model, not a curated record. Lineage: Eukaryota; Fungi; Basidiomycota; Agaricomycetes; Boletales; Suillaceae.